AUGCCCUUUGCACAGUCCCAGCCCCUCCUCACCCUCACCCUCACCGCACCUGCCCGACUUGCCGCCAGUCGCAUCUCACUAUCUCGUUUGCUUCAUGGCUCCAGUCGCCUCUGCUCGACCACCGACGGUCGACGCGACAGCAUUUCGCCUGCCCGGCCCUGCGACGUGCAGCCCACCGCCGCCGAUAUGAACGAGGGCUGGAAUCCGACAGCCUUGCCCUUUCGGCCUGGCGGUGGCAGCAACCCCGUCAACCCCGUCAACCCCGUCAACCCCAAUGGCGGCCGUCGCGAGCAAAAUUUCUACCCUGGCUUCGAGAAUCACGGCCCUGCACCACCGCACUUCCCAUCCUCUCCACCGCAGCCCCCUUUCCCACGGGGCCAUGGCAUUCCACACUGGGAGCGUAACUCUGCGCCAUGGGAGCACAACUUUGCGCCCUGGGAGAAUAAAUUUGCGCCGCCGCCGCCGCCUCCUUCAGGACCGCCGCCUCCAUCACCGCCGCCGCCCCCACCGCUGCCGCCUCAAUUCUUCAACCAUAACUAUGGCCCACCGCCGUUCUUCGAUCAUCCAGCCCAAGCCCAGGCGCAGGCGCAGGCACAAGCACAACAUUACCAGUGGAUGCAGCACCAGCAGUACCAGCAGCGUCAGCAACAGCCGCCGUUUCACUUUCAGCAGCAACAGCAUCAUCAGCAGAACCAGCAGCAGAACCAGUUCUUUGGUUCCCAUGGCUUCCCUCCUGGUCCUCCCGGUCCUCCCGGUCCUCCUGGCCCACCACCCUAUGGUAUGCCACCACCGCCACCACCACCACCACCACCGCCGCCUGGCUAUCAUCCUAUGCACGGCGCCCCGCCAGGUUAUGGCCCACAGCCCCAGCAAGCUUUCCCAAAUCGUGGGCAUCCAUAUGCAGCCAUGCAGGGACAAACAAACAUUCAUUUUGGUGGCAGGGCGGAAAAGAACCAGUAUGCGCUCGAAAACCUGAUCAAGGAAUUGAAAUGUCGAACAGGCCGCACUAACGCACGCGCCAGAGCAUCUACUUCUUCGGCCAAAAAGUCCAAAUCUGGGGCUGGUGCAAAUAGCCACGCCAAGCAGAAAGAGUAUGUGUUCCCGUGUCGUGUUGCGCGACACGAGGCUGUCCGUGCUUGUGUUGACAAGUCAUCUAGAAAUUCGAAUGCGCAAAAUGGUCCAACUGGAGAGAAAAAGGGUCGCUACGGCGACAGCAAGAUCAUGCUUCCCGCACCGCAGCCUACUGCAGAGUAUUUGGCGCAGGCUGCCGGAGAACCAUCUGUCCUGAGUGAGCCGCGUCCACUGCUAAUCAUUCUGGAUCUCAACGGGACGGUCCUGUUCCGACCCAAUAAAAACUCAAAGACGAUGAUUGAGCGACCCUUCCUCAAGCCAUUCCUGCGCUACCUGUUCCAGAACUUCAAAGUCAUGGUUUGGUCGAGCGCGAGACCUGAUAACGUCAAGGCGUUGGUAAAUCAGGCAUUAGACAACAGUUUGCGGUCCCAGCUCGUAGCGCAAUGGGCACGCGACUCAUUUGGCCUCUCCCCCACAAAUUACGGCCAAAAUGUUCAGGUCUACAAGAACUUGAAGUUGGUAUGGAGUCGCUCCACCAUUCAGUCACACCACCCCGACUACGACAAUGGCGGCCGUUUUGGUCAAGACAACACCGUCUUGAUCGACGACUCGGCCCUCAAGGCAAACGCACAGCCGCACAACCUCCUCGAAAUCCCCGAGUUUGCAGCCACACCCGAACAAAUGGACGGGGAUGUGUUGCGCGAAGUCGCUGGCUACCUUGAUGUGCUCCGUCAGCAACAAGACGUUUCCAGAUUUAUCCGUACAGAGCCCUUUGUUGGCGAUGGGCGCUGGGCUUUCGAUUGGCCCAGCGAGCUUGCAGGCGGUGGCGAGCUGACGACCAAAGUCGGCAAAAAGAACAACAAGAAGAACAAGAAGAAGCAGGCCCAAACCACUGCCUUAAACACUCACUCACAGCAAACAGAGAGCUCCAGUGAAGCCAAGGACACGGCAGAUGCGCUGCAGGCGAGUGCCGGGGCUGCCGCACCAUUAGACACGGCGACUGACACGAUGAAAUCUGUUUCGCUUACUGCAUCCGCGCAGAAAGAUUGGUAA
This is a messenger RNA of Plenodomus lingam JN3, 2124 nucleotides long. NCBI's taxonomy places the organism in Eukaryota, Fungi, Ascomycota, Dothideomycetes, Pleosporales, Leptosphaeriaceae. The record is from RefSeq and is a predicted model, not a curated record.